Toxotes jaculatrix (banded archerfish) is the source of this 3939-nucleotide messenger RNA. RefSeq names its product glucosamine (UDP-N-acetyl)-2-epimerase/N-acetylmannosamine kinase (gene gne). NCBI's taxonomy places the organism in Eukaryota, Metazoa, Chordata, Actinopteri, Toxotidae. The transcript has 15 exons. The record is from RefSeq and is a predicted model, not a curated record. Gene Ontology annotation, molecular function: hydrolase activity, hydrolyzing O-glycosyl compounds; N-acylmannosamine kinase activity; UDP-N-acetylglucosamine 2-epimerase activity. Bases 571 to 2811 code for a protein of 746 amino acids. Gene Ontology annotation, biological process: UDP-N-acetylglucosamine metabolic process.
GAGGAUGACAACAGAGAAUUUCCCUAAUCAUUUUCAGAAUUUCAGCAGACUUCAUGUGAAACAUAUUGUUUCUGACAUUUGUCAUUUCAUAGGUAGAAGUAGUCAGAGAAAUAUGGGGGCUGUAUAUGGUAGUAUAACUCCUGCCAAGACUGUCUGCAUAUGAUGUGUCUUUUGUCCACUGAGCCUGCCGUGGGCUGUAAGCCACGCCCCGAUCUAGCGCAGCUCUGCUCCUCCCCCAUUUUUUACGUCUAUGCCAUCCUACCGCUCUCUUUUCCUUUAUUCCUUCCACUGCUGCUUGAUGGCUCAUUCAUGCCCUUCCUUUGGUGACCAAUGUGCCUGGGCUAAAGAGGGAAAAUUUAAAAAAAAAGGAUUGGAAAAAGAGCAGAAGCAAUCCACAGAUGCGUGGGAUGGAAAAGCAUCCGGGUUCUUUGUGUGCAAAUCCUCAUUAUCUGUGCCUCCACUGCCGUGUCAUCCCUGUGUUUGCUUUCCGCAUGUGUACCUCCCCCCAUACCAUAAAGCUGGCUGCUGAUGCUGUCUUGUGAUGCUUGAGUGGAAGUCACGUUACGCUGAAUGAGAUUUGAGGAGCUUUACUAUCUGAGAAUGCAAAGGGGGAGAGAAAGGAUGGAGAGACAAAAGGUGGCAGAGCACAAUCAGUGUAAGAAGAAGUUGAGAGUGUGUGUGGCGACAUGCAACAGAGCAGACUACUCCAAGCUGGCCCCCAUCAUGUCUGGGAUCAAAUCCCACCCUGAUGAGUUUGAAAUGGAAGUCGUGGUGCUUGGUUCACAUCUCAUCGAUGACUACGGGAACACUUUCCGUAUGAUCGAGCAGGAUGACUUUGAUAUCGGCUCCAAGCUCCAUACCAUUGUGAGAGGAGAGGAUGAGGCAGCCAUGGUGGAGAGUGUUGGCCUUGCACUGGUAAAACUCCCUGACGUCCUGCAGAGGCUGCGCCCUGACAUCCUGAUCGUCCACGGUGACCGUUUUGAUGCACUCGCUCUGGCCACGGCUGCGGCGCUGAUGAACAUUAGAAUACUCCACUUGGAGGGAGGAGAGGUGAGUGGUACAAUUGAUGACUCAAUCCGCCACGCCAUAAGCAAACUGGCCCAUUACCACGCCUGCUGCACGCGCAGGGCAGAGCAGUACCUCAUCGCCAUGUGUGAGGACCACUCUCGCAUCUUGCUGGCUGGCUGCCCUUCAUAUGAUAAGCUGCUGUCAACUCACUAUAGAGAGGACUACAUGGAUAUUAUCAAGAGCUGGCUGGGUGACAACGUGCAGGAGCAUGAAUAUAUUGUGGCUUUGCAACAUCCGGUCACCACAGACAUCCAGCACUCCAUUAAGAUCUAUGGACUGAUGCUGGAUGCCUUACUCUCCUUUAACAAGAAGACUCUCAUCCUCUUCCCUAACAUUGACGCCGGUAGUAAGGAGAUGGUACGCGUGAUGCGGAAAAAGGGCAUCGAGCAGCACCCCAACUUUAGAGCAGUGAAGCACAUUCCCUUUGAGCAGUUCAUCCAGCUGGUCUGCCACGCCGGCUGCAUGAUCGGAAACAGCAGCUGUGGAGUGCGUGAGGCAGGGGCCUUCGGCACGCCUGUCAUUAACCUGGGAACAAGGCAAACUGGCAGAGAGACGGGUGAAAAUGUUCUACAUGUCAGGGAUGCUGAUACUCAAAAUAAAAUCUACCACGCUCUGGAGCUGCAGUUUGGAAAGCGAUACCCCUGCUCUAAGAUUUACGGAGAUGGCAACGCGGUGCCUCGUAUUCUUAAGUUUCUCCGUUCCAUUGACCUGGACGAGCCCCUCCAGAAGACCUUCUGUUUCCCGCCUGUGAAAGACUCCAUCUCCCAGGACAUCGAUCACAUCCUGGAGACACAGAGCGCUCUGUCCAUUGACCUGGGUGGGACCAACCUCAGAGUGGCUAUCGUCUGCAUGAAGGGUAAUAUAGUAAGGAAGUACACUCAGCCCAAUCCAAAAACCUUUGAGGACAGGAUGAAGCUAAUAUUAAAGAUGUGUGCUGAUGCCAUGCGGGACGCUGUCGGUCUCAACUGCAGAAUACUCGGUGUCGGAGUGUCCACUGGUGGGCGUGUAAACCCACAAGAAGGCGUGGUCCUACACUCGACAAAGCUGAUCCAGGAAUGGUCCUCAGUGGAUCUGAGAACGCCCAUCUCUGAUGCCCUGCACCUACCCGUCUGGGUCGACAACGACGGCAACUGCGCUGCAUUGGCUGAGAGGAAGUUUGGUCAUGGCAAAGGAGUGGAGAACUUUGUGACGGUCAUCACGGGAACAGGUAUUGGAGGAGGGAUUAUCCAUCACAGUGAGCUGGUCCACGGCAGCACCUUCUGUGCCGCAGAGCUGGGUCACAUCAUGGUUUCAUUAGAAGGCCCGGAGUGUUCAUGUGGCAGUCACGGAUGCAUAGAAGCCUACGCGUCUGGCAUGGCCCUGCAGAGAGAGGCCAAAAGGCUGCACGAUGAGGACCUGCUGAAGGUGGAGGGGAUGGAUAUGAAGCUUUCAGAGCCAAUCACUGCUGCCCAUCUCAUCAACGCAGCCAGACUGGGGAACUCCAAAGCUGAUGCUGUUCUGAACAAGGCCUCCACAGCUCUCGGUGUGGGCAUCGUCAACAUCCUCCACAUAGUGAAUCCCUCGUUGGUGAUUCUGUCUGGAGUCUUGGCCUCUUACUACCAGGCCCCUGUGCAGCGAAUCAUCACUGAAAGAGCCCUCUUCUCUGCCCAGAGCAUCAAAGUUGUCACAUCAGACUUGGAGGAGCCUGCAUUACUUGGAGCUGCUAGCAUGGUGUUAGACUAUGCAACCAGAAGGACAUAUUGAAGGAUAUAGUCCUGAUUUCCUAAGGACCACUACCUACCACAUGACUGCAAAACUGAAAGGAAAGUUGUACCUGUACUCCCUACAUAACUGCAUAAGCAUCUAAGGGAUACAUUUUGAAAAGUGAAAGACAGUGUGUUAGAAGCAUCAAGUUAAGGAUGAUAUUUUUUUGUAAUUUCUUUUUUAAUUUCCUGCUUGUUGAUAACCUUGAUUAAUGCAGUCUUACUUGUGUUCUCCACAAAAGUAAAAAUUCCCAAGCCUAUGGGAAUCAUGCCUUCACUGGGUCAGAUGCUGGCCAGAGUAUACCCCUGGUACUUCAUGUAUGAAGUGGGUCAGUUGCACGGGCCAGAAAUCCCACUUGUCUUUCGUACUUACGUAGGCGAGGUUUAAUGAAGCCCCAGGCUUUUCUGAGCAAAGCAUGAGCUUUAAAAUAAGCUACAAAGCCAUCUCGAAGCCAAAAUGGCCCAUACAAGACUGGACUCACCCACUUUAUUUGCAGUAUGAUGUGUUUUUUAAUGGAAAAGUUUAUUUCAGAUGUGACCAAAAAUGUUGCUGAAACAUGCUCCUGUAGCUCCCUCUCUGUUCUCUCUAAAUGCUUGCUUUCUCAGUGUUCUUUGUAUCUUAUAUGGAGUCAGAAUUUCUAUCCCUUUUUCAGAUAAGGUUGACUGUCUAGUUAUUACCUUAAAUUUCCAUGUUUUAUUAUUAAUUUAAUUAUUUAAGGUGUUGGCAAAAAACAGAAGUGCUUUAAGAAGGUUAGUAUAGUUGGUGGUCUUAGAGGUUUGAGGGGAAAAAUAUCGUAUAUUUGUAAAAAAUCAGUAUAAAUGCUAUACUGGCUCAUAUAAAAAAAAAUGUUAAGGCUGCAAUUGUUUUAACCUCAUUGCUGCUACGCUAUGAUGACGGCCUGACGGUGAAUCUUUUGCCUGAGGUGGAAUUUUUUUUUUUAUUAUUUUGUUUUUUAUUUCACUACCACGUCCCUUAUGAAGAUUUUUAUCAGAAUUUGAAGCGAGUUUUCUUCACGCCUUUCAAAGACAUAUUUUGUCUCUGUUUAUGGGGUUUGUAUGUAAUAUUACAUACUGUAUUGUACAUUUUCUGCUAUUUGAAAAUUUUGGAUACAUUUUAUGUAACUUAAUU